UCGCCCAGAGAUACUACUGGCCGGGCCUCUUUCGCGAUAUUUCCAGGCAGGGAUGGAGAUCCAGUACACAGCGCCAUAUACCCCGCAGCAGAACCCGACAGAGAGGGCCAAUCGAACCAUUAAAACAAUGGUCGCCCAGUAUAUCGAGGACAAGCAGACGACUUGGGACGAACUCCUGCCCGAGUUGAACCUGGCGAUAAAUAGCAGCGUCUCCGACUCCACCGGAUUUAGUCCGGCGUUCAUCGUUCAAGGCCGAGAGCCACGACUCCCAGGAGCCUUGUAUGAUGAAGUGACUCCAGGACCAAGCCAAGCGCCACAUUCACCAGAAGCAAAGGCGGAAUUGCUGCGGGAUAUUUUCAAGGUGGUUCGAGAGAACACUCAACGGGCGUCGUUGGAACAGCGCAAGCAUUAUGAUCUCAGACGACGAUCAUGGAGGCCAACCAUAGGAUCACUGGUCUUUGUAAAGCAGCAUCAUUUGUCUAAGGCGGCGGAUAACUUUGCCGCCAAGCUCGCUCCCAAAUAUGAAGGCCCUUACAAAGUAAUCAAAUUUUUCUCUCCCACCAUAGUGCGCUUGCAGCAUCUUCACAGCCGGCAACGUCGAACAGCAGCCCUUGGGGACUUGAAGGAAGCAGUCAACGAGCCAGAAACACAGAAUCUGGUACCCAGCCGACUGGACCACGUAGAAGACACACAGAUUUCGGAGCAAGUUUAGCGAUCGAGGAGCGCUAAACCCCUGAGCAGCGGAGCAGCAGCAGCAGAGACGCAGAAGACAAGGAUACCCGCAGACGGCGGGAGAACACACGGCGAUAGCCACGCAGCAGCAGUCGCGGAAGUCCGUAUGAAGACGGCAAAA
Molecule: messenger RNA, 853 nt
Organism: Drosophila kikkawai
Lineage: Eukaryota; Metazoa; Arthropoda; Insecta; Diptera; Drosophilidae
Source: RefSeq, a predicted model, not a curated record